AUGCCUCCAAGAAAGAAGACCAGAAGCAACAACAUAACUUCCCAGGAUGGGCCAAGCCAUGCUGACUCAGAGUCAAGGCAACAUGCCUCUUCUAGAGAAGAAGAACGUGCAAGUGAGGGAACUUUUACCCUCACAGAUCUUGUUGCAGCCAUUCGUGCUAUGGGUGACACCCAGAGGGAGAUGGCAGAGAUGAUAAAAGAACUCAAAAAUUCGGCUCCAAAGCCAAGUGAAGUGAAUGAGAAGCACCCACAGGAGGAAUCUGCUGCUGCCGGAAAGGAGUCUGAGCAGAAGGGACCAUCUUUUGUCACUCAGGAGGACGUUGUUGCCAUGCUGGAAAAGGAGCUGAGUCGAAGUCAGGAAGAUUGGAAGUAUCUUCCUCAGCCGCCGUAUCCAUCAAGCUUACUCCAGCAGCCAUAUCCUAAAGGCUAUGAAGCACCGACCUUUGUCCUCUUUGAUGGACGAAAGGGGAGCCCGAAGGAGCAUGUCAAUCGCUUCAUCGAUGCCUUGGGACCGUAUGCUGGUGAUCAUAAUCUUCGACUUAGAGAAUUUUCAAAGAGUCUCACCGAUCGUGCUUACACAUGGUAUACAACGUUGGCACCAGGCUCUAUUCAUUCCUGGGAAAGUCUGGCAAGCAGGUUCUGUAAGAAGUAUUUCCAGCAUGAAGAACGAGUCACCACCACUCAACUCAACAACACCCGCCAAAAGCAUGGUGAGGAUCCCGUGGACUUUGUACGCAGGUUCCGGGACCUGGCAUUGGAUUGCUAUGAUGAGAAAGACGAGGAGGCGCUUGUUGAAAUUUGCAUCAGCAAUAUCGUGGCAGAUUAUAGAGUGUAUUUGGAGAAUAUUGGCAUUAGUCAAUUUUCUCGGCUGCUGGAAGCUGUGAGGAAGACGAGCAUGUCCGUCAGGCCACCAGGACAAAGGACUUGGAGAAAUGAGAAGAAGGAAGCGCAUCAGACAUUAGCAAUAGAUGACAAGCCAUCCAGCGACUACAAUUCACGCAAACGCAAGGAUAGAGAGACGUAUCCACCACUACCAUGCAAAGAUGAAGAAUUUCAUGCUAUCCUUGACACAAUGAUUGCUGAUGGCGUAAUCAAACCUGUCAGACCCUACAAGGUUCCUACUCGAGAGGAAAAGAAUGAUCCUAGGUACUGCCGUUAUCAUCAAUUUGUGGGGCAUCCAACCACUGCCUGUCAGAGCCUGAGGAGGAUUUUACACGCCAAAAUACAUGAGGGAGUCCUUGAACUUCCCUCUAGGAAGCAAACCAUUGAUGAAGACCCCUUGCCAAAACGAAGGGGAAAGGAGGUAGCCGCUGUCAUUACAUGUUCUGAUGAUUUGCUUGAUGAUGAUGAAUUGUGCCACCCUUGGAGGAAUGACCCAAAGCCGCCGGAAGCCAUAUGGGAACCUUGCGGAAACAUGGAAAAGGCAUAUUGGUGUAAAUAUUCGAGGCCUUCAAGUUACAACACACCAUGGCCACUCGCUGAUGGAUGGGGUGACAACUCAGGGCAGCGAAAUUUUUGUUUUGGACAUGCCGGAAGAACGCUACUCGGGGGCUUUAUCGGAGCAGCAGGAAGCAGCUGCCGUGACAUUUCAUAA
Messenger RNA from Prunus armeniaca (apricot), 1593 nucleotides. The record is from the annotation of a GenBank genome assembly. NCBI's taxonomy places the organism in Eukaryota, Viridiplantae, Streptophyta, Magnoliopsida, Rosales, Rosaceae.